Molecule: messenger RNA, 915 nt
Organism: Balaenoptera ricei (Rice's whale)
Lineage: Eukaryota; Metazoa; Chordata; Mammalia; Artiodactyla; Balaenopteridae
Product: putative caspase-16
Biological process (GO): proteolysis
Molecular function (GO): cysteine-type endopeptidase activity
Source: RefSeq, a predicted model, not a curated record
AUGGAGCGGCUGCCUGAGGAGUCCUCGGGCCCUACCCCCCACCAGGUCUUCUGCUGGACAGCUGAAGAGUCCUCAGGGGCUACCUACUGCCCAGUCUUUGGGAGCUCCUUGAAGGGGCCAAAACCCAGCCCCAGCGCUCAGUAUGACCUGUCUGGGGCCAGGGGCGCCCCCCUCAUGGCCGUGAUCCAGGACUGGCCUGAGGCCCAGCACGACGUGGAGGCGCGGGGCCUGUGCCAGGCCCUGGGCUUCAAGACCACCCUGAAGACAGACCCUACAGCCCAGGCUUUCCAGGAGGAGAUGGCCCAUUUCUGGGAGUGGCUGGAUGCCUGCAGGGGCCCUGUGAGCUGUGCCCUUGUGGCCUUGAUGGCCCACGGGGGGCCUCAGGGGCAGCUACUGGGGGCUGAUAGGUAAGAGGUGCAGCCAGAGGCGCUGGUGCAGGAGCUGAGCUGCUGUAGGGCCCUGUGGGGCCGCCCCAAGAUCCUGUUUCAGGUUUGCCGUGGGGUGAGCAGGGGACGCUGGCGUGGGAUGCACACUCUCCCCUGGUUGUGGCUCUGGCUGCGGGCAACACCAGCCACCCCCUCCCCGACCGAUGUCCUCCACAUCUAUGCUGAUAUGCUAGGCAGCUUCUCCAGGGGCCCCACUCCAGGGAGCCCUAACCAAGCAGACAUCUUGAUGGUCUACGCAGCCACUGAAGGUAAGGGGAUGGCCUUUCGGGAUGAGAAGGGCUCAGACUUUAUCCAGACACUGGUGGAGGUCCUCAGAGCUGACCCCAGGGGAGACCUCCUGGAGCUGAUGACUGAGGUCAAUUGGCAGGUGUGCAAGCUAGACGUGCUGGGUCCCGACUGUGAUGAGCGCCGCAAGGCCUGUCUGGAGAUCUGCAGCUCGUUGAGGCACCGGCUCUGCCUGCAGGCCUGA